This is a messenger RNA of Meloidogyne enterolobii, 940 nucleotides long. The record is from the annotation of a GenBank genome assembly. Lineage: Eukaryota; Metazoa; Nematoda; Chromadorea; Rhabditida; Meloidogynidae.
AUGGAACAAAUAACUAAAAAUUUCAAUAACGAGGGAAAUGAUGUCGCUAACGAUUCGCAAGUUGAUUCGGAAUCUUUAAAUGAUGUUAAAUGUGAUGUAUGCCCUACAACUUCUGUACAGUGUCAAAUCGAUUCAUUCUCAAUUGGUGACUUUAUUCGUUGUUCAACCAAAUCUUCUCAUUUUUCUGGCGAAUUGAUAAUAAAUGAUGUAACUAAUGGAAUUCUACUUUUAGAGGAAUACUUAAACAAUGGAAAGUCAACAUUACAUUUUGUCAAAAAAUGUGGACUUUUAACGAUUGAAAAAAUUUUCCCUUCACAAAAAAUGCAAAAAAGGCGAUCUAGCAAUUUAAUAAAACACAACAAUUCUCUAUACACAAUUGAUGAAAUUGAAAGAACUGAAAGUGUUUUGGAAAGUGAUUAUUUUAUUAAAGAUGAACAGGCUAAAAGGACUUUUUUGGAGCUUAAAAGGAUAUUCGAUGACGUCAUCUGGGAUGGCUCAAAUAUUUUGGUCCUAAAAUGUAUUCGCGUCUUCCAUCCAUACGAUUUUAAAUCAAUAGAAAUUAUUGAUUCUAGAAGUUCUUCACUGGAAGCAUUUACUCGUGUACAGAAAAUUCUUGAAAUGAGGCGAGAUUGUCGAACAAUUCCAUCACUUUUAUCACUCAAUUUUUCAUUAAUGGAUGUUUGUGCACCGGGAACAUCUCAACAAUUAACAACAGAAGCUUCACAAGGAGAAAAUGCGUAAAACUUUUUAACUUUUUUUGAUUCACUUGUUUUUAUUUUUAAAGGGAUUAGGGGAGGGCUCACAAAAUUUUCCGAGACCUGAAAAAAUUUAAAAAAUUUUUUUGACAGGAAAAUUGAUUUUUUAAGGAUUUUUUUUUCUCCGUGGGAAGGCAUUUUUUCAAAAUUUCCUAUAUAAAUUAGUAGUCCAUAACCCCUUAUUU